AUCUGCGUGAGUUAUCCAUUAUUGUAGCUUUAGAGGAAGUUGUGGUUGUAACGGUUUAGGUAUUUUUAUCGUAGUCGCAAUAACAUAUCUUCAUGUAGCACAGAGGCUGAAGGUACCUAUGGAUUAUCGAAGCCCAAUAAGUGGUUUUUGAAGUUGUUAAGUCAGAGUGCUAUGGCAUCAUCACUAUUAGAUAUGGAGAUUGACAGAACACAGAAAAUUGCAGAAUCCCAACUUCAGUUUCAAGAAUUUUCAGUGUCUGAUAUUGGAGGAGCUGCUGAAUUAGAUGUGAAGUCGUCACACACACUGACAUUCAAUCAUUCUCCUGAUACUCCGGGCUCAGAUGUAGAGGGACCAGAAUCAGAAUUGCUGGGAGGUGCUGAAGGAAAACAGACAGCCUCAUUUUGGACAUUUGAAUUCUAUCAGCAGUUCUUUGAUGUGGAUACAAAUCGAGUGGUAGAACGCAUUUUGUGGUCCAUGAUUCCUCGUCCUGGUGUUAGCUAUUUGCAGCAUCACAUUAAACCCAAACCUGACCUGUAUGGUCCAUUUUGGAUCUGUGUUACACUAAUCUUUACAAUUGCCAUUAGUGGAAACCUGGUUAACUAUCUUCAGACAGCAUCCACAAGGAAUUACCAUUGGAAAUAUGAUUUUCAUACAGUUACAUAUGCAGCCACUGCUAUUUUUAUUUAUGCCUGGCUCAUUCCAGCAGCACUUUGGGGUACCUUGAAGUGGUAUGGCAGCCAAGAAGCCAGACUGUCAUUCCUGGAGAUUUUAUGUGCGUAUGGCUACUCACUUUCUAUAUAUAUUCCGGUCUCCAUACUUUGGGUUAUUCAGAUUGAAUGGUUGCAGUGGCUCUUGGUAGGAACAGGAGCAGCUCUUUCUGGAUCAGUGCUGUUGAUGACAGUUUGGCCUACUGUGCAAGGUGAUAAGUGCUGCAUUAUUCUUGCAGCAGUAUUGGGUCUACAUAUUCUCCUUGCAAACGGUUUUAUGUUGUUUUUCUUUCAUGUGCCAACCAUG
Molecule: messenger RNA, 1014 nt
Organism: Zootermopsis nevadensis
Lineage: Eukaryota; Metazoa; Arthropoda; Insecta; Blattodea; Termopsidae
Product: protein YIPF1
Biological process (GO): vesicle-mediated transport
Cellular component (GO): Golgi apparatus; membrane
Molecular function (GO): small GTPase binding
Source: RefSeq, a predicted model, not a curated record